AUGGACAGAGCAGGCUCAGUGCUGAUCCUGCACAUAGCCUGUCUGUACGCUGCCCAAUGCCUCAUACCCGCGAUUCUGCUGAUUGCAACACCAAAGGGGUCGAUCUUGAGAUAUCUCUCCAUCCCAUGCACAGUCUUGAUUGCAUAUGAUGCCAUACCUGUGGCUACAGCACUCGGCCCGGGUUUUGUCUGGUGUGAAAGUGCUCGCCUCUUCCUGACCAUAGUCUUCCAAUGUCUACAUCUUCUGCUGAUCAACCCGAAAGACGGCGAAGAUCUGCCAUCUGGAGGCAGUCAAACAUUUGGCUCUCGGCUUUUCGCAGCGACCCGGCUCUUCACUGAUCCUCGGGGAAUUCAUACCCCUUGGCAGGUCAAAAAUGCCCCCUCACAACCAGAAUAUUACAAUCGAUGGGAUCGCAGAGAGCCGCCUCGUGCUCGCUUUUUGACCCGACAAAUAUCGAUUGCCAUCUGGCAAUAUCUGACUCUGGAUGUGUUUGCUACCCUUGCUUUGCAACAGAACCGAGAGCAAAGCGGCACUUUGCCGCCAAUCCCUCGAUGGGACAUAUCCACGGAGCAGUGGAUUGAACGGAUCAUUUCAAACAUCAUGGCCGGAUUCGUGGUUAGUCGGAUUCUCAUUGAUUUUCACCACCGUGUGUUCUCGAUAAUCCUCGUGGGACUGGGACUUGACUCUCCUGCGAAUUGUCCUCCAUUGUUUGGAAGGGCGCUGGACGCCGAUACAGUCCGUGGGUUCUGGGCGAAAUUCUGGCACCAGCUGCUGCAACGGCCCCUGACUUCGGUGAGCGGCUUCAUCACCUGGAACCUUCUAGGCUUGCCGGCUGGCUCUUUGCUACGGCGGUAUACCAAUGUGCUCAUGGUGUUCUUCUUCUCCGCUGUCCUGCAUGUUAUAAUCGAUCUUGUGCAAGGCAUUCCGACGCAGGAGUCUGGCGCCAUGUUGUUCUUUACCACAGCUCCUCUAGGCCUCAUGAUAGAGGACGGGAUCGUUUAUAUAUGGGUACUUGCUUCUGGGGCGAAGAACACAAGCCAAAAAGGCCCUAAACCAAUCUGGCAAAGAGUUCUGGGCUUCUUGUGGUCGAUGGCAUGGCUCGGUGUCACUUCGACUGGGUUCUUUUACCCCAACACAAUCAGGCCACAGAAUCAAGUCCUGGUCCCUUUCUCUGUGGCCAGCCAUAUUGGACUGGCUGCUCAGGCAGGAGUUCUUCUGGUUGGUGGUGCUCUGCUGGCAAAGGUGUUCGAGGUUGAGGUAUGA
This is a messenger RNA of Penicillium olsonii, 1263 nucleotides long. The record is from the annotation of a GenBank genome assembly. Lineage: Eukaryota; Fungi; Ascomycota; Eurotiomycetes; Eurotiales; Aspergillaceae.